CAGAGGGCGUCUAGCGGGUCAGGCCGGUUGCCAAGGGCAUUUUCCAAGACUCAUCAGUCCCCAUGUCACCCCUUGAGGUGGUGUCUAGUCCCGCGAUGGCCCCGGUUGCCCUCCUGCCACGCCCGAUGUCGCGGCUGGACUUCCUCAAGGCCUCACACUUUGCACUGGGGCCGGACCCGCGGCUGCACGUGGACGCCAUGCACCCCACGUCGCACCAGCACUUCCCGGCCUACCCGGGCGUCGCGCGCGCGCUGCCGUGCCAGGAGCCGCCCCGCGGGUCCCUCUUCCAACGGGACGCGCGCGCGGCCGGCGCGGAGCUCAGGUCGGAGGCGCACCGCGCGUUCGCGCCACCGGCGCCGCAGCCGUCCGCGCCGUCGGGGACGCGGGAGCGCACCCUCGCCAUGCAGGCCAGCAACUUGCGCGUGUUCGCGCCCGCGCGCCCCCGCACCGGCCUCUCCACCGCGCGCGCCGACUUCGGCUGGCCCGACCUGCCGGCGCGCGCGCGCGAGCAGAUCCGCGGCGCGCGCCUCAUCUUCGACCGCGACUCGGUGCCUCCAGGCGACCGAGCCAAGAUGCGCAUCCCGCCCACCACCUACCAGGAGUUUUUCCCGCCCCGAGACGCGUGCCCGCGACCCCGCGCGCCCUGCAGCCACUUCGGGGGCGUCAACACACUCCAGCGGGACCACAGGAAACAGGACAAUGGGACCUCCUACCAGAGACAGUUCCAGGCCCUGCCAGGCCCACCUGCCUCGAUGUGUAAGAGGGCCUCCUCCAGUGUGGAGCUGGGAGACUUCAAGAUGGGCUAUGGGCCCACGUGCUCGGAGCAGAAACAAGCCUACGGGCCCCAGGGUCUGCCCCCAGCCAGGUAUGACAAGGCCCGGGCCUCAGCCCACAUCCACCAGGUGAAUAUUCGUCCUGGCGAUGGCCUCUUCCAUGACAAGACCACCAGGGCUGAAUACUUCUACCCCCGAGAGCCAGAGCGCUUUGUUCUUCACCACGACCAGACUCCGGCAUCGCACAUCCUGGAAGGCAAUGGGUGCCCCGGCCCAGGCAGCCUCACCACCUCCACGCGCUUCUUCCACGGCCAGCCACCGCCCGGGAACAAGCCAUCCAGCCGCCACGUGCCUCACGAGACACUGAAGAGUCACGUGGGCCUAGGGGAGUCCUCGCUGCUCGGACAGUUCUUCCAGACCUCCACGGGCACGGACUAUUGCUUCCCAGGCACCGUACAGAAGCCGCAGCCAACUCCCAGUCUCUACUUGCUGGCUAGCAACCUGCCCCAGGGCACCGGCGAAACAGACUUUUUAACCAUGAACCAGAAGAUGCUGAAACCGCACAGAACAGCUCCGGCCUCCAUGACUGAAGAGAUGCUACAGCGGUGCAAGGACAACCACGCUGAGCCCCCGCUGGGUGGACAGCACUUCUUCUCCACCCAACACAAGGAUGAGUUUGCCUUCAAGUUCCAGGGCCCAACAGUGCUGAGAUUGGCCAACCUCCAGGACAGCCAUGUGCCCCUGGGCUCCCCCCACCAGUGGGGUUGUGGGGCUGGGAAGGUAGACCCUCGGGCCCCCCAGCUCCCUACCUACCCAUGCCCUAGCCAGCAAUAAACACUGCCUUGGCAACAUCUCACCCUC
Messenger RNA from Hyaena hyaena (striped hyena), 1634 nucleotides. RefSeq names its product testis expressed 45 (gene SAXO5). The transcript is spliced from 9 exons. The record is from RefSeq and is a predicted model, not a curated record. Lineage: Eukaryota; Metazoa; Chordata; Mammalia; Carnivora; Hyaenidae. The coding region runs from base 63 to 1607 and encodes 514 amino acids.